AUGGCAGACCGUGAAGGUCAGAUCGUCGAGUUCGCAGGCCUGAGCGGCGCAAGCCCCGAGGAGGCCCGCCAGUAUCUUGAAGCGCACAAUUGGGACCUCGCAGAGGCCAGCAACGCUUGGUUCCGCGACGCCGAGGAGGACAACCGCGACACAUCUACAGCUCCCGCUCCCGACAACUACACUGGUCCCCGAACCCUCGAUGGUCGACCUGCUCCAGAGGCUGCCCGUAGCAGCCAACCCGCUCGAAAGAGCGCACCUUCGCAACAGAGAAAGACUGGAAUCGCUACUCUAGGAUCUCUCGGUGGCUCGUCCCAUCAGCACGAUCACGGAGAUGAUGACGAUGACGAUUCCGACCCCGAGGACAAUGAUGGACGAGGAAACUUGUUUGCUGGUGGUGAGAAGUCCGGACUAGCUGUUCAAGACCCUAGCCAGCAAGAAGCUGGUCCGAAGAAGCUCAUCAGCGACAUUCUCGCUAAGGCGAAAGCCAACGCUGCUCGUCCCGAGGCCGACAAUGAGGCCGGUCCAUCCGAGCCCAGUCGUUUCCGUGGAACAGGACAAACCCUUGGUGGUGAUGGUGUUGAGAGCCGCAGCAUCCCUGACCCUCUUGGUCCCGUUCGUCAAAACGCCGAAUCCCAAGAGCGAGUCCUUCACAUCUGGCAGGAUGGUUUCAGCAUUGAUGAUGGUGAUCUCCGACGAUUCGAUGACCCCGCAAACCAAGCCGAUCUGGCGUUGAUUCGAUCCGGUCGUGCACCUCUUCACCUCAUGAACGUCCAGCAUGACCAACCCAUCGACGUCAAGCUUCACCAGCACGAAACACCAUACCAGCCUCAGCCCAAGCAGUACAGACCUUUCGGUGGUUCUGGUCAACGACUUGGAGCUGUUGUGCCUGGCGCUGGAGAAAGCUCUAGCUCUACCGCUGCACCAGCCGCCGCUCCUUCAUCCUCUAGCGCUCCGACAGUCAAUGACUCUCAACCAACAGUCAUGAUCCGAAUCCAGAUGCCUGACGGCACACGUCUUCCUGCUCAAUUCAACACUACCCACACUGUUGGCGAUGUCUAUGGUUUUGUCCAGGGAGCUUCACAAGAGACACGAAACAGACCAUGGGUUCUUUCCACAACAUUCCCCAACAAGGACCACACCGAUCACAGUCUCGUUCUAGGGGAGAUGCCCGAAUUCAAGAAGGGAGGUACCGCUGUUGUCAAGUGGACUUAG
This is a messenger RNA of Fusarium coffeatum, 1212 nucleotides long. RefSeq lists its product as uncharacterized. The transcript has 3 exons. Lineage: Eukaryota; Fungi; Ascomycota; Sordariomycetes; Hypocreales; Nectriaceae. The record is from RefSeq and is a predicted model, not a curated record. Gene Ontology annotation, biological process: autophagosome assembly; Golgi organization; proteasome-mediated ubiquitin-dependent protein catabolic process. Bases 1 to 1212 code for a protein of 403 amino acids. Gene Ontology annotation, molecular function: ubiquitin binding. Gene Ontology annotation, cellular component: nucleus; cytosol.